AUGACCUCAAUACUCGCGGACACCCGAGACGCAAACAACAACAACGCGCUCGGUCUCAAACCUUUCUUCAAAGGCAAAGUGGAAGCGUUAGAAAUCGCCGUAAGGGACGGGACGCAAAAUCUUCGACGAUUGGAAGCGCAAAGAAACGAGUUAAACUCGAGAGUUCGAGCGUUGAAAGAGGAACUCUCUUUGCUCCAAGAACCCGGGUCGUACAUCGGCGAAGUCGUGAAAGUGAUGGGGAAGACGAAGGUUUUGGUGAAAGCGCAUCCGGACGGGAAGUACGUGGUGGAUUUCGACAGGUCCAUCGAUUUAGCAAAGUUGACGCCGGGGGUGAGAGUCGCGCUGAAGAACGAUUCGUACGCGUUGCAUUACAUAUUGCCGUCGAUGAUUGAUCCGUUGGUGUCGCUGAUGAAGGUGGAGAAGGUGCCGGACUCGACGUUUGAUAUGAUUGGAGGGUUAGAUCAGCAAGUGAAAGAGAUUAAAGAAGUCGUGGAGUUACCGAUUAAGCACCCGGAGUUGUUCGAUUCGCUAGGCAUCGCGCAACCGAAAGGGGUCAUUUUGUACGGUCCGCCCGGGACGGGGAAAACGUUGCUCGCGAGAGCCGUCGCGCACCACACGGAUUGUUGUUUUAUUCGCGUCAGUGGUUCCGAAUUGGUGCAGAAAUAUAUCGGCGAAGGCGCGAGGAUGGUUCGAGAACUCUUCGUCAUGGCUCGCGAAAACGAACCGGCGAUUUUGUUCAUGGACGAAGUCGAUUCUAUCGGUUCGGCUCGAGGCGGCGGCGGCGGAUCCGGCGGCGAUUCGGAAGUUCAAAGAACUAUGUUGGAACUCUUGAAUCAAUUAGAUGGCUUCGAGGCGUCAAACAAAAUCAAAGUCAUCAUGGCAACGAAUAGAUUGGACAUAUUAGACCCGGCGUUACUUCGCCCAGGGAGAAUCGAUCGUAAAAUCGAGUUCCCGAAUCCAACCGAAGAAUCUCGCGUGGACAUUUUGAAAAUUCACUCGAGGAAAAUGAACUUAGUCAGAGGCAUCGAUUUGAAAUCGAUCGCGAGUAAAAUGGGAGGGGCGUCCGGGGCGGAGAGUAAAGCGGUGUGCACGGAAGCUGGGAUGUACGCGCUGAGAGAGAGGAGAGUGCACGUGACGCAGGAAGAUUUCGAGAUGGCGGUGAGUAAAGUGAUGACCAAAGAUACCGAUAAAAACAUCUCGAUCAAGAAGCUCACUUUGUAG
Bathycoccus prasinos is the source of this 1221-nucleotide messenger RNA. RefSeq names its product 26S protease regulatory subunit 8. Gene Ontology annotation, cellular component: proteasome regulatory particle, base subcomplex. The record is from RefSeq and is a predicted model, not a curated record. Gene Ontology annotation, biological process: proteasome-mediated ubiquitin-dependent protein catabolic process. The transcript is spliced from 2 exons. Bases 1 to 1221 code for a protein of 406 amino acids. Gene Ontology annotation, molecular function: ATP binding; ATP hydrolysis activity; proteasome-activating activity. Lineage: Eukaryota; Viridiplantae; Chlorophyta; Mamiellophyceae; Mamiellales; Bathycoccaceae.